CUCGUACCAACAUAUAUUACAUUUCGAGAAUCUUUGCUUGCUUUGCGUUGAUCAUAUAUACUUUUCUCACUCUCUCUUCUCUACUAGAGAGAGAGACAGAGUGAGAAGAACUGACAAAAGGUUGUGUUUUGCUGUCUUCCGAUAAUGUCCGACGGCAAAGAAGCCGAUCCUCUCGCCGUUGGUACCAUGGACUGUCACGCUAGUACGUCGUCCUUAGGUGAAGCGGCUCCGAGUCUUGCUGAUGGGGUUGUUGUUGUUGCUGAUGAUCAAGUGGAAACGCGUCCCCAAGCCAAGGAUCCUAGAAAGAUUGCUAGAAAGUAUCAAUUAGAGCUCUGCAAGAAAGCAAUGGAGGAGAACAUAAUUGUGUAUUUAGGGACUGGUUGCGGGAAGACUCACAUAGCUGUGCUGCUUCUGUACGAGUUAAGGAAUGAGAUAAAGAAACCCCAGAAUGACAUUUGUGUUUUUCUUGCCCCCACCGUGGCUUUGGUUGAACAGCAAGCGAGGGUUAUAGAAGACUCUGUUGAUUUCAAGGUUGGAAUCUGCCGUGGGAGCUCUAAGCACUUGAAGAGCAGGGGCAAUGAGCAUUGGAAAAAAGAUAUGAAGCAAUAUGAGGUUCUUGUUAUGACUCCUGAUAUUCUACUGCACUGUUUAUUUCACUGUCACAUCAAGAUGGAUUCCAUUGCACUUCUGAUAUUUGAUGAGUGUCAUCAUGCUCAAAUCAAAAGCAACCAUCCAUAUGCAGGAAUUAUGAGAGGUUUCUACAAUAAAGAAGCAAAAAAGUGUCCCCGUAUAUUUGGCAUGACGGCAUCUCCAGUUAUUGGAAAAGAUGCUUCCAGUGAAGGGAAUUUACCAAAAAGCAUCAAUAGUCUUGAAGAAUUACUUAAUGCUAAGGUUUAUUCAGUCAAAGAUAAAAAAGACUUGGAUAGUUUUGUGGCAUCUGCAAAAGUUAGAGUAUAUCAUUAUGGUUCUAUGAAUGACUCAUCCAACUCUUAUCAUAGUAAACUUGAAAACGUGAAACGUGAGUGCAUAUCAACACUUAGUAGGAACAUUACUGAUGACUUUCAAAGUCUGAAGAGCACAAAAAAACUGCUAAACAGACUACAUGAUAAUAUGAUAUUCUGCUUGAGAAGUCUCGGCGUUUGGGGAGCAUUACAAGCAAUUCGCAUUCUUUUGAAGGGUGAUCAUUCUGAACGGAAUACACUAAUAGAGGCCAAAGAAAAUUAUCGUGAUCAUUCUUUGUGUGAUUUAUAUCUUUCCAAGGCUGCAAAUGCUCUUGAUUCUGACUGUAGGAGAGAUGGUGUUGGAUCUGAUCUAUCUUGCUUGGAGAUAUUAAAAGAGCCAUUUUUCUCGAGCAAGCUUUUAAAACUUAUUGAAAUUCUUUCCUCCUUCAGGUUACAACCAAAUAUGAAAUGUAUAGUUUUUGUUAAUAGGAUUGUCACUGCAAGAUCCUUAGCAUGCAUGCUGCAAAGCCUCAAGUUUUUGGCAUAUUGGAAAUGUGAUUUCCUUGUAGGAGUAAAUGCUGGACUCAAGGGUAUGUCUCGCAAGACAUUGAACAUCAUUCUAGAGAAGUUUCGGUUUGGAGAGUUGAAUUUAUUGAUUGCAACCAAAGUAGGUGAAGAAGGACUUGAUAUUCAGACAUGCUGCCUGGUGAUACGAUUUGAUCUCCCAGAGACUGUUUCUAGCUUUAUACAAUCAAGAGGUCGUGCACGAAUGGCCGAGUCUGAAUAUGCAUUUUUGGUGGACAGUGGUGAUCAGAAAGAGCUAGAUCUGAUAGAAAACUUCAAACAAGAUGAACAUCAUAUGAAUUGUGAAAUCGCUUGCAGAACAUCGAAUGAGACGUUUAUUGGCUUGGAAGAAAGAGUAUACAGAGUUGAUUCUUCUGGGGCUUCCAUAAGUUCUGGACAUAGCAUAUCAUUACUGCACCAAUAUUGUUCAAAACUUCCACAUGAUGAGUAUUUUGACCCUAAACCAAAGUUCUUUUUUCUAGAUGAUCUGGAAGGAACUGUCUGUCAUAUAGUUUUACCUUCCAAUGCUCCAAUACAUGUAAUUUUCAGCACACCACAAUCCUCAAGAGAAGCUGCUAAAAAGGAUGCUUGUCUCAAAGCAAUUGAAGAGUUGCAUAAAAUGGGUGCAAUAAGUGACUUUCUUUUGCCAAUGCAAGAGAAUGUGAAUUUGGAAGAGCCAUUGCUCGAUUCUUCUGAUUCUGAUAGCUCUGAAGAUGACAGAGGACGAGUAGAAUUGCAUGAGAUGCUAGUUCCUGCUCUGCUAAAGGAGCCAUGGCAUAACACAGAGGCUCCUGUUUAUCUGCACUCAUACUAUAUUGAAUUUACCCCUAAUCCUGCGGAUAGGAUUUAUAAAAAAUUUGGUUUAUUUGUCAAGGCUAGUCUCCCAGUCGAGGCUGUGAAAAUGGAACUUGAGCUUCAAUUGGCUCGUGGGAGGUCAGUGCUGACAAAGCUGGUCCCAUCGGGAGUUACAGAAUUUUAUGAAGAUGAGAUUAUUCGAGCAGAGAAAUUUCAAGAAAUGUUUCUCAAGGUCAUUCUUGAGCGCGAGGAAUUUGUUUCUCAAUUUGUUCCAUUGGGAACGAAUGUCUUUUCUAAAUUAGACUCCCGGACCUUCUACUUGUUGCUCCCAGUAACUUUUUAUGGCAAUGAAAAUACGCUGAGCAUAGAUUGGAAGAUCAUCAGAAAAUGUUUAUCAUCCCCACUUUUCAGAAGUCCAGGAAAUACUGUGGAAAAAAAUAUUCUUGCAUCAGAUGUUAACUUGCAACUUGCUGAUGGUCGCAGAAAAAUAAGUGAUAUUGAGAAUAGUUUGGUUUAUGCUACUCAUACGAAAAGCUUUUACUUUGUUGCUGACAUUGUCCAUGAAAAGAAUGGGCACAGCCCAUACAAAGAUUCGAGUACUUUAACCUAUAUGAAUCAUUUAGUUGAAAGGUUUGGCAUCACACUUAAAUACCCUGAACAACCUUUUUUGCGGGCAAAACCUCUUUUUUCUCUUCACAACUUGCUGCACAACCGGAAGAACGAUGAUUCGGUGUCAAAUCACCUAGACGAGUUCUUAAACGAUUUUCCUCCCGAGCUUUGUGAGUUGAAGAUUAUAGGCUUUUCAAAAGAUAUUGGGAGUUCAGUUUCUCUGUUACCUUCAGUUAUGCAUCGCUUGGAAAACCUUCUUGUUGCCAUUGAACUGAAGAACCAGUUAUCUAUUUCAUUCCCCGAGGCAUCUGAAGUUACUUCUCACAGAGUUCUUGAAGCACUAACCACAGAGAAGUGCCAGGAGCGUUUUUCUCUUGAGAGGCUUGAAGUACUUGGUGAUGCUUUUCUCAAAUUUGCUGUUGGAAGGCGUCUAUUUCUCUUGCAUGGUACUCUUGAUGAAGGUCAACUUACAAAUAAGCGAUCCAACAUAGUAAACAAUUUGAAUUUAUGCAAGCUAGCGUGUAAGAGCAACUUACAGGUAUACAUACGUGAUCAACAAUUUGAUCCCUGUGAGUUCUUUGCAUUGGGCCGUCCAUGUCCAACAGUAUGUACCAAGGAAAAAGAGGAAAGUAUUCAUUCUCAAUAUUUAAAUAGCACGGUCAAUAAGACAAAUACUAGUGAGGUCAGAUGCAGCAAAGGUCACCACUGGUUGCGCAAGAAAACUGUUGCUGAUGUUGUUGAAGCUCUUGUUGGAGCAUUUCUUGUAGACAGUGGCUUUAAGGCUGCAAUUGCAUUCCUUAGAUGGAUUGGCAUAGAAGUGGACUUUCAAGCCUCACAAGUUACUGAUAUUUGCAGAGCAAGCGAUAAAUACAUCACACUUGCUGCCGAAAUGAACACUAAAGCUCUGGAGAGUUCAUUAGGGUACCAGUUUGUCCAUAGGGGUCUUCUUCUACAGGCAUUUAUACAUCCUUCGUACACCAAGCAUGCAGGAGGCUGCUACCAGAGAUUGGAGUUUCUAGGAGAUGCCGUCUUGGAUUAUUUGAUCACUUCCUACCUGUAUUCAGUUUAUCCAGAACUGAAGCCUGGUCAGUUGACAGAUUUGAGAUCAGAGUAUGUGAAUAACGAAGCCUUUGCAAAUGUUGCAGUUGAUCGAUGUUUCCAAAAUUUUCUUAUCUGUGACUCCAGUAGCCUAUCCAAAGACAUAGAAAAUUAUGUCGACUCUAUCCAGAGGCCUACAUUGAAAAAUGGGCCAAAAUGCCCUAAGGCCUUGGGUGACUUGGUUGAAUCCUGUGUUGGUGCCAUUCUACUUGACACGGGUUUCAAUUUGAACUGUGUUUGGAGUAUAAUGUUAUCCUUUCUGGAUCGAAUUAUAAGCUUUUCCACUUUGCAGCUUAAUCCUUUAAGGGAAUUGCAAGAACUUUUCCAAUCGUCUUUUGGUCCUGGGGAUACUUUAUUUUCAGUGACAAAGAAAGAUGGCCUAUAUACAGUAGAAGCAAAAGUGAAGGGCAAUGAUAAUGAUUAUGCAACUGCUUCUGCAACCAACAAGAGCAUAAAGGAAGCAAAGAAAAUUGCUGCUGAACAAAUAGUUGCAAAGUUGAGGGCUCAAGGUGUCAUUUCCAAGUCUAGAUCCUUGGAGAAAGUCUUAGAGUCAAGCUCUAAGAAGGAAGCUAAGCUCAUUGGAUAUGAUGAAGUCCCAACAGAUGUAACACCAUCCACUGAUUCCGUUAAGUUUGACAAUCUAAUUAUAGAAGAACCCGUCAUCUUCAAGUUUGUUACUGAAGAUCGUUCCACAAAUGAACUGAAAAAUAAUUCAAUAUGCAAGGCACCUACCAAAAAGCACCCCCUAUCUAAUGGCCAAGCUAGUAAAAUUGAUGACUUAGACUCUGACUCCCAGACAUCAGGUGGUUCGCAGAGUGAAACGACUAUUACAGCAAAAUCCCGUUUGUACGAAGUUUGCACUGCUAACUCUUGGAAGCCUCCUCAAUUUGAAUGCUGCAAAGAGGAGGGACCUGGCCACUUAAAGUUAUUUACUUACAGGGUUUUGGUCGAAAUAGAAGAAGCUUCUGAUAUGGUUUUGGAAUGCUGUAGCGGAGAACAUCCCAAGAAGAAAGCAGCAGCUGAACAUGCUGCAGAAGGGGCUCUCUGGUUCUUGGAAAGACAGGGGUAUUUAUGAAAAAGAAGUUCAAAAUUUGACACAAUUUUUUGUUCACUAUAUAUGGGAGGGAUGCUUCUGAGUGACAUUUAUGUACUAGAGCAUAUCACAAAAGUCCUUGACUGAUACUGAGAUCAAUAUGAAGUUGUUCUAUGUACCCCGGUUGUAGGUAAACUGUUGUAUAUAAUAAUAAUAAUAUACUAAAAGCAGCUUAAUCUGACAUCAUGUUGUUUUAUGAAAUUAUUUAUAAAACUGUUGUAUAUAAUAAUAAUAAUAUACUAAAAGCAGCUUAAUCUGACAUCAUGUUGUUUUGCAUGACA
Molecule: messenger RNA, 5381 nt
Organism: Humulus lupulus (European hop)
Lineage: Eukaryota; Viridiplantae; Streptophyta; Magnoliopsida; Rosales; Cannabaceae
Product: dicer-like protein 4
Exons: 25
Coding region: 145-5082 (1645 amino acids)
Biological process (GO): rRNA processing; siRNA processing
Cellular component (GO): nucleus; cytoplasm
Molecular function (GO): ATP binding; ribonuclease III activity; RNA binding
Source: RefSeq, a predicted model, not a curated record